Messenger RNA from Brassicogethes aeneus, 866 nucleotides. NCBI's taxonomy places the organism in Eukaryota, Metazoa, Arthropoda, Insecta, Coleoptera, Nitidulidae. The record is from the annotation of a GenBank genome assembly.
CAUAAGAUGGCGAUAGUGAAUAAAUGUCAAACAAUAGCAUUUAAAAAUUUCCAAAUUCUUGUUAGAAAACGGCACAUUUUCAGUAGUUUUUCAGCGAUUUUUUUGCGGAACUAUUCGUGCAAAAUGUCGAAAACAGCCUGCGUAUUUUUAGCCAAAGGCACUGAGGAAAUGGAGUUUGUUAUAACUGCUGAUGUUUUGAGGAGAGCUGGGAUUAAUGUGACUGUAGCAGGUGUUCCAGAUAACAAACCCAUAUUAUGUAGCAGGGAUAUAACAAUAAUCCCUGAUAUUGGUGUAGAAGAUGUAAAGUCCAAAGGUCCUUACGAUGUUUUGGUAUUACCUGGGGGUUUGGGUGGUUCUAAAGCUUUUGCAGAAUCUAAAACAGUUGGUUGCCUACUAAAAGAACAAGAAGAAAGUGGUGGCAUCAUUGCUGCCAUAUGUGCAGCUCCAACUGCCCUUAAAGCUCACUGUAUUGGAGUUGGUAAAACUUUAACUUCAUACCCAGCUAUGAAAAAUGACAUGGAAGAAGGUGGUAUGUAUAGAUACAAAGAAGAUAAAGUUGUAGUUGAUGGUAAUCUCAUUACAAGCCGUGGACCUGGAACAGCAUUUGAUUUUGCUUUAAAUAUUGUUGAUAAAUUGUUGGGAAGGGAAUCUGCACAAAAAACUGCUCAACCAAUGUUGCUUGAUUAUUAGAUUUAUGUAUUGUUAAUAAAAUUGUUUUGUAUCACUUAUUUUGCUGUUUUAUUAUUGGAUUGUAGAGUUUUUGUAAUUAAAUCUAGAGUGUAGUCAUGCAAAAUGUGACAGAUCAAGCAUGCCAUGAAGGAAUUUAAUGACAGUUGAGAUCUCAAAUAAAAUGGUUUAUUUCUUUA